AUGGAGAUGAUGUGGCUGUACGUGGCACUGAUCCUUGUGCAGUGUGUCCUUGCCAUGACCUGGCUGUACCUGGCCAAGCAGCCUUCUCUGUGGGCAGUCCUGCAGGACCCCAGUGGCUGCGAGGGUCUGACGGCGCUGUUAGAAGAGCAGAUCCGUGUUUGCCAGUGGCAGGCUGAAGCCAUGGAUGCAGUGAAACGAGGCACAGAGCUGGCUGUCGAGGAGUGUCAGCACCAAUUUCACUCUCAACGGUGGAACUGCUCCACGCUGCAGGGACUGCAGGUCUUCGGCAAGGUUGCCAUCCAAGGCACGCGGGAGUCUGCUUUCAUCCACGCCAUCUCCGCCGCCAGCGUUGCCUUUGCUGUGACUCGUGCUUGCAGCUGUGGGGAGCUGGAGAAAUGUGGCUGUGAUGGCAAGAUCCGAGGAGUCAGCCCCGAAGGUUUCCAAUGGUCAGGCUGCUCUGAUAACCUGUCCUAUGGGAUUGCCUUUUCUCAAACCUUCAUAGACAACCCUGAGAGGAGCCAUGGCAUCUCCUCCAGCCAAGCACUCAUGAACCUGCACAACAAUGAGGCUGGGAGGAAG
This is a messenger RNA of Apaloderma vittatum (bar-tailed trogon), 579 nucleotides long. Its product is annotated as protein Wnt-4a-like. The transcript has 4 exons. Gene Ontology annotation, cellular component: extracellular region. Gene Ontology annotation, molecular function: cytokine activity; frizzled binding. Lineage: Eukaryota; Metazoa; Chordata; Aves; Trogoniformes; Trogonidae. The annotation marks the transcript as partial. The record is from RefSeq and is a predicted model, not a curated record. Gene Ontology annotation, biological process: cell fate commitment; multicellular organism development; neuron differentiation.